Spodoptera littoralis (African cotton leafworm) is the source of this 429-nucleotide messenger RNA. Lineage: Eukaryota; Metazoa; Arthropoda; Insecta; Lepidoptera; Noctuidae. The record is from the annotation of a GenBank genome assembly.
AUGGAUGAUGGCCCUAAUGGGAUGGGAUGGGGGCCCUGGGCAUGGGUCCAUGCCCGUAUGACUGCACCAGCUCUUAUGCGUUAUUUGCCUCUAACCUUAAUUUCAACUCAGCAACUGAUUCAAUUAUCAGUCAUUUUUGAACUAGUAGGAAGUGAGAGUGAAAAGCUACUAAGUGCCGUUUAUAGUAUACCAUGGGAAUGUAUGGACACAAGUAAUAGAAAAUUCGUUUCUUUCUUCCUAAUGAAUGCUAGGGAGCCAAUACAUGUGAAAGCCCUGGGUAUUGCCAAUGUUGGUGUCAUGUCUAUGGCUGCGAAUGAAAGUAUUAAAUUACCUAGUUACUAUAAGAAUUUAAGUAAAUUUUUCAAUGUUUCUAAGCUCGAUGCAAGCAUGUGUAGGCAAGCAUUUGUAGGCCACCUGCUCACUUUGUGA